Messenger RNA from Ascoidea rubescens DSM 1968, 3768 nucleotides. RefSeq names its product transcription factor TFIIIC subunit TFC3 (gene TFC3). NCBI's taxonomy places the organism in Eukaryota, Fungi, Ascomycota, Saccharomycetes, Ascoideales, Ascoideaceae. The transcript is spliced from 6 exons. The record is from RefSeq and is a predicted model, not a curated record. Gene Ontology annotation, cellular component: transcription factor TFIIIC complex. The coding region runs from base 1 to 3768 and encodes 1255 amino acids. Gene Ontology annotation, biological process: transcription initiation at RNA polymerase III promoter; 5S class rRNA transcription by RNA polymerase III. Gene Ontology annotation, molecular function: DNA binding.
AUGAGCUCCCAGUUUGCUUCUUGCUCUCCUGAUCAAUUGGUUGACCACAUUUUGGAGGAGAUUGUUUAUAGUGGCUAUUCAGGAAUCACCAUCGACCACCUUUGGGAGCUAUCCUCCAACAAGCUCAACCGAAAUCUAUCGCCCUCUUUCAAGCAAUUAAUUUGGAAAUGGCUCAUUCAAGAAAACAAUUUCGAGGUAUUUCACACACUCACUAAUAAAAACAUACCCAAACAUGAUCUCAGUGUAAUAAAUAUAUCUAAUUUGAAUGUUUUGUUUUCAAAAUUCGACAAAGAUACUUUAUUACUAAAGACCAAUCAAAACUUCCAGUUUAAAACUCUAACAAAUCAGGACCAAAAUCAGACCUCAAUAGGUCUUAAUGCUUUUAUCAUCCUAUGUGCUAUAGCCAAAUCCAGGCAUCAUGGUUUAUUAGUAACUGAUAUUCCCAAAGUUACUGGCCAGGAUAACCGUUGCUUGACUUCAAGAAUCAAUUCUUUAUUAGACCAAGAUUUAAUUGUUAAAAUACCUGUUUUACAUGCAAAGAGAUCUACUGGUUUAUUGGUUUACAAAAAAUUUAUUGGUCUAUAUAAAUACCAUCAAUCAAUUAUUAACAACAACAUCACCAACCCCAAUCAACUUGCUAAUAUCCAUGAUCACAAGCCUUCAACUGAUAGCACAAAUCCUUUUCUAAACCCGGAAAGCGCAAGAAAAUUAAUCCUAAACUCUGUUAAAAACGCUCCAAAUAAAUUGAGAAAUGUCAAGGAUUUGAAAUCUCAAUUGGCUCAAAAUAAUAUCAAAUACGAUAAAAAAAUCUUUAAAAGUGUCAUAAAUUACUUGGCUAAUCAUGGUUAUAUCAAAAAAGUUAAAGCCAAAUUUUUCACCAACGCCAUUUCAAACACUACUUUAAAUACUACAACAGAUAUUGAAAAUGAUAACGAUAACGAUAACGGUAACAAUAAUAAUGACAUUGAUGUUACUAGCGAAAUAAGUAUCAUUACCAAAACCAUAAAAUUCCCUCUAAUUAAUACAGUUUUUCCCGUUCAAAACCAACUAUUUCAAAUAAUAGAUUUAUCUAAAAACAUAGGCAUUUCUACUCAACUAGUUCAAAAAUUACUAGUUGGUCUAAAUUAUGCAAGAAUAUUUAAUAAAUUACUAGAAAUCUUCUCCGAUUCUUUUCCUGAUUACAAUUCAAAUACCCCUUUUACAAUCAACGAUUUCUUUAAACUUACAAGAGGUUAUGAUUUUAACGGAAGAACAAAAUUUUUCAGAUACUUUACCAAAAUUAACUACUCAAUCUUAAACAAUAAUUUAAAUCCUUUGAACUAUAACCAAAUUAAUAAAUCAGCUUUAAUCUCUCAAAAAUCAUCCUACAUUUCUUCUUCGAUUUACGAUAUUCACCAACUACAAUCUCAAAAUAACACAUUACUAGCAAAAGGGAAAAUAACCCCAUCUGAUGAUAGUCCCAAAAUUAAAAGAAAAAGAGGUAGACCAAGAAAAUCUGACACCAAUGCCAAAAAAUCCAAUAAUAAUGAAAUGUUGUAUAAUGAUGUUGUUUCACUAUAUAAUACUAUAUCCAAUAAUAAUGAAAAUCUUUCCUAUGAUAUCUCUAAAAAUGAAGUGAUUUUAAUUUCAAAUGAUUCUUCUGAUAAUUCACAAAAUAGUGUUUCAAUAGUCACAAAUGGAAUUUCAAAAGAGACAAUCAUCAAUAUUGAUAGUUCAGUUAGUGAUAAUUUUCCUCCACCUAGAAGAAGAGUGAGAGCUGUUCGAACAUCUUUUUUAGCGACCAAACGUAGAAAUACUUUAUUAAACUUGAUUAAAAAUAACAAGGGGAUGAUUAUUGUUAAUAAAUCAGUUAUUGAUUAUCUAUCUGAGAGUAUAAAGGGUAAAAGUGCGGUUGAUAGAAGAACUCUUCACAGAGAUAUAAAAUAUUUAGAAGAAGAAGGAAAAAUUGCAGUUGAGAAUUUUAAAGUUAUUACUCAAUCUAAUGAAUCAUUUGAUAAAAAAAUAAUCAUGUUUUCAGAACUAAGAAAUGAUGUAUCAAGGAUUAAUCAAAUGAAAGAAUUAGCUCAAAUUGAGUAUGAUGAACAAAAAAUUACCAAGAAAUAUCAGCUUAAUACUGUUGAUGCUAAUGUUACUCUUUUCACCAAAGAAGGUGAAGAUCAAGUGCGAAUAAAGAAAGAGAAAGUCAAAAAAGUAUUAAGUAAAGAAGAAAAGGAAAGGCUUUUCUUAGAAAGACUUGAAGCUAAAAGAUUGGCUAAGUUAAAAAAAAUCGAAGAAAUGGAAAUAAAGAAAAAUGAGUCAAGGAAAACACAGACAGGGAAUAAUGAGGUUUCUAAAAAACUAAGUCUUGAAGGUAAAAAAAAAGUGAAAUUUUCUCGAAGAAAAACGCUUUCAUUAAGAACAGUUGCUAGUGAUCCAAAUAUUAUAAAUAAAAGACGAACUCGAACCAAAUUUGAUUUUACUAAAACCGAAGCGAUUACAUUUUUCAGAGCAGUUACAAUUACACGUACACUUUCACCUGCAGGAAAGAUUUUGUGGGGAAAGAUAGCUGAUUAUUUUGGAGAUAUUACGCCUGAACUUAUUAAAAAAAAAUGGCCUAAAAUCCGAGGUGUGAUUGGAGAGAAAGGUACUAAAAAAGCAUUAAUUGUUUGGGAAAGGAUUUUAUUUAAUGCAAUUAAAAAUAGAGAGGUUUCUAGUAAGGAUAUUAGAGAAAUGAAUUUAGCGAAAUUUAUUGGAAUAUGGAAGAAUGUUGAAGGAACUGAGUUACCAGGAAUUGAGAAAUUUGAAUUUUUUAAAGAAAUUGAGGAUAAUCUUAAGAAAUAUGUUUUCAUUCCAGAGAAUCGACAUUCAAGUAUGGUUGAUGAAUAUUUUGCAGAUCGCAAUUCUGGAAAAGAAAAAGAAAAAGAAGAUGAUAAUGAUAAUGAUAAUGAUUAUGAUUUAGAUAUUAUUGAUGAGACGGAAAAGAGGAAGAUACUUGUUAAACAAACAAUUAAGGCCAUAUUUGCUACAGAUGCUAAAAAUUAUACAAUUGAAGCAUCUAAGAGAAUUUUAAAAAGAUUCAGCGAAAAAGAAUGCACAGAAGCGAUUAAAGAUAUGGAUCAGAGAAAAGAAAUUAUAUUUCAAAUUAAACCUGGUUUACCCAAUUUUGUGUUGACAAGUAAAGUUUUAAAUCCCAUUGACAGCUUGAAAUUUGAGGAAUCGUUUUUUCAUGAGAGCAAAUUGUUCAAUCAAUUGCUUUGUGAAGUUCUCAAUUCGUCUCAGGGGUUGAUUCUUUCCCCUGCUGUGACUAAUGGAACAAUGGCAUGUUUGCUUGAUUUGAGUGUUUUAUUGAACAAGGUCAAGAUGGUUCGAGUUGACAAACACGUAACGCCAUUGUUGACUGACUACAUUUCCAGGGCUAUUGAUCGAGAAAAGUUGGAUUGCGAUAUUAUCAUUUGCAAGAACAAAGAACGAGCAGUUAUGGAAAGAGAUAUCUUGCCGGUGGUGGCAGUUCCAAUUGGCAAGCCCUGCUCGAGAAUAUGGAUUGAUGUUCAGGGGAACAUCAACCGAAGCGUAUGGGUAAGAGUAUUGGUUGUUGUUGUGUCGUUGUUGUUGUUCAGGCCCGGAAUAUGGUUUAAAGUGUUGUUUGGCAAGAUCGAGUUGUUGGUGACCAAAGAAGAGUUGAAGGAGGUUUUGGGAUGGAUGGUGCAGCGCAACUGUGUGAAAGAGCGAAAGCUCAAUGGGGGCAGCUGCUACUGGCUCAAGCCUGGGUGGUUCGACAUCCUUGGGUAG